This is a messenger RNA of Blumeria graminis f. sp. triticale, 240 nucleotides long. The record is from the annotation of a GenBank genome assembly. NCBI's taxonomy places the organism in Eukaryota, Fungi, Ascomycota, Leotiomycetes, Helotiales, Erysiphaceae.
AUGAAGUGCUUCACGCUUGCAUCAUUUACGGCAAUGCUAAGCAUCUUAACGAAUGCAUCUGCUGAAAAAUACUAUGAAUGCAAUGGCAAACAUAUUCUUUAUUCCAAAAUCGUUGAAAAUGCCAAUAUGGGCUACAAGGCGCUUUUUGGAAAUGGUGAUAAUUUCUUGGCUACGUUGCCUGGACAAAAUCCCAUAACUGUAUAUUUUAAACACAAAUUCGACUACUAUUCCGGUAGGUAA